AUGGGCAGAAACCCCAGUAAUGGUAAAGAUGGAUUGAAGUUCAAGAAAAUAGCUUGGACAGUCGUUGAAGACCAAAUCCUCAUCGAUUACGUCAAAGAUCAUGGUCAAGGGAGAUGGCAUAAAGUUCGUAAGGCAACAGGCCUCAAGAGGUGUGGAAAGAGCUGUAGGCUCCGGUGGUUAAAUUACCUAAAACCAGAUGUCAAGAGAGGAAACAUAUCACCUGAAGAAGAAGAGCUCAUCAUUAGGCUCCAUAAGCUCCUGGGUAACAGGUGGGUUCUUAUCGCGGGAAGGCUUCCUGGCCGGACAGACAAUGAGAUAAAGAAUUACUGGAAUACCACCAUAAAGAAGAAGCUAGUCCAAGACAACGACAACCCACCAAUGAAGUCAAAGUGCGAGGAUGAUAAGCUCACAAAGAACAAGCCCCUGGACGAGACUGCGGCGGUCGAAUUACGAUGCAAUUCGCAUUGUGACAGUAAGCCGGGUAAUACAGACGGUAUUGUUUCAGAUAGAAUGACAGAACCGGUUGAAGGAAAGGGUCAGGGAGGAGAUCGCGAGGACGACAUGAUUUCAUGGGAAAACAUGAUGAUGGACCUCAAUGUGGAGGAUAUGAGGACGUCCGAGAAUCAGCACUCUGAGCUCUUUGAAGGCAAUGAAGAUGGAGGGAAUCAAAACGGGUGGACUUCUGAUGAAAUGCUUUCUAAAUGGGUUGCUGAGUUGAUGGGGUGA
This is a messenger RNA of Syzygium oleosum, 726 nucleotides long. Its product is annotated as transcription factor MYB23-like. NCBI's taxonomy places the organism in Eukaryota, Viridiplantae, Streptophyta, Magnoliopsida, Myrtales, Myrtaceae. The transcript is spliced from 3 exons. The record is from RefSeq and is a predicted model, not a curated record. Bases 1 to 726 code for a protein of 241 amino acids.